Messenger RNA from Cyprinus carpio (common carp), 3364 nucleotides. RefSeq names its product solute carrier family 46 member 2-like. NCBI's taxonomy places the organism in Eukaryota, Metazoa, Chordata, Actinopteri, Cypriniformes, Cyprinidae. Gene Ontology annotation, molecular function: transmembrane transporter activity. Gene Ontology annotation, biological process: transmembrane transport. Gene Ontology annotation, cellular component: membrane. The record is from RefSeq and is a predicted model, not a curated record.
GUCAUUAAAAUAUGUCUUUACAACAGAAGUGUUUAAAUAAAGCCACAGAUGCUAGACAAGACCCAAAUCCCCCUCUGAACCCAUAUGUAUUAGUACAACACAUUGUUUUAUGGUGUCAGAAGUGAAAUUAAGUGUAUCUACUGGCAGACGCAUUUACAAGCAGCAACAAGUUACCCUUUAAAAUCACUUUCACUUCAAUCACACAACUUUCAUUCUGCAUUAGAGUUCAGUGCCAGGUGGGGCUUUCCACUCUGUCCUGGCAAUUAAAAUCCAUUUACAGUGAGUAUUAGUGCAUUUUUUUUUUUUUUUUUUUUUACAUGUAUUUAUUAAUUUAUAUUAAGCCUGCACUAGCAAUUAAAUGCAUUAAUGUAUACAUGUGUUAUUGUGUGCAUAAUGAGUGAGAUGACAUUUUCAAAAUGAUAAUUAUAUUAAGAGCUGUUGUUACUAUUGCUAUAUUUAUUUGCUUGGCCAGUGUCGUUGUGAGUUUUGGUUCUUUUAGGCUGUAAAGACCAUUGAAAUAACUGAAAUAAUUUGGCGAAGUAUGAACAUGUAAUGUGGUCAGGACCUGCCUGGAACUACGUUUGCUGAGAAACGUUCGUCAGCCAAUCAGAUUCAAGCAUUCUACAGCCCCCCUAGUCAUUUGUAAAUGGGUCUGGUUUCCGGUCUCAUCUGCUUCCAGAUAUUUGUAGCUGUACAAAACAGCUUACUUUGCAUCACAGGAAUAAAUUACAUUUUAAAUAGACUCAUCUAGAAAAAAAUUAUUUUAAAUUUAAAUAAUAUUUCAUAAAAUUAACGUUUUUACUAUAUUUUUGAUCAAAUAAAUUCAGCCAUGGUGAGCAUAAGAGACUUCUUUCUAAAACAACAUAUAUAUACACACACACAUAUUAACACUGCUUAUCUUUUGCCUUAAAGGUUAAAAAUCACAGCCUCAAGCUCCCAGUCUGCCAAUCAAAUGGGGGCCAUUCUGACUUUGGUGGAGCCGGUGGUUGUCAUCAAUAAACUUGGGACGUCCUUCUUUGAGAUGGCCCUCACACAGACAGUGUAUAACCACUCACUGAAGGCAACAGCAGGAGACAGCGAUAAGGCACAGGCGUUAUCCUCACACUUUCUUCUUAUUCAGAGUGUGUUGUCUUCUGUGGCGGCCAUGUUGUCCAUUAUACCACUGAGCCGUAUGGCAGACCGUCAUGGCCCUAAAGUCUUCCUGGUGGCCUCUCAAAUGGGUUCGGUUUUGGGCAUGUUCAUGCUUGUCGUCUUCAUGUACUGUGAGGUUCCUCUGGAGUUUCUGUACUUGGGUUCUUUGCUGCAUGGUUUGAGCGGAGGCGGGCCGAUGUUUUGGGCCGGGGUGGCUGCUCUGGCAUCUCUCAGCUCAGAGCAGGGCAAACGCACUCUUAAACUCAACAUCGUGGACUUCUGUUUUGGGAUCGCAGGGGUCGUGGGAGGUCUUCUGUCUGGAUAUCUAUACCAGAUGGGACCAUCAAGUCUCCUCCUGACAGCAAUUCUGGUCAGCAUUGUGGCAUUACUGUACACUGUGUUUGUCCUUACUGACUCGAGACGUUUGCUAUCCGAGAGCGAGCCGUUGCUGACUGAAUCCGAAAGUGGGAAAAUGAUGGAUCGAGUCUCUAUAGGCAUGCUGAUGACAGCCAUGAUGUUGUUCAUGCUAGGCGUGGUCGGGGCAGAAAAUGUGCUGCAGCUCUAUGUGCUAAAGCCCCCUCUGAGCUGGAACUCGGUUUGGGCCGGAUAUGGCAGGGCCGCCACCAGUGCCAUGUAUCUCAGUAGCUUCUUAGGGGUCCUGACUCUGUUCAGUGUGUUGGGAGACACAGCCCUCACUCUGCUGGGUAUUGUGUCCAACUGUACUGGGAUGGCAAUCAUGGCAUUCGCUAUAGAAAGCUGGGUCUACUUCCUGGGUGAGUUUGUUGUUGCCACGGACUUGGCAACACUUAUUAUUACAUAAGCACAACUCAUGAGAACGUCAACUUGCAUGUUUUUUCGCAAAUUUAGUCGCAGCAAACAGCGCAAACAACUGCAUGAAAUAAAACAUACUGGCUGUAUUAAACUUUUAUUUGAGUAGCAUAUCUCAAUAGAGAUUGCUGAAUUCCAACGUAGAUGUUUGCUGGUGAUUUCAGCUCAUCUGCACUUUUUCUUUAAUGUAGAGAUAGUGUAUGUGCAUGGCUGCCAGGUUAUAUGUAAUAUUUUCAUGAUUAAAAUGAACUGUUGAGUUUCUAUCAUUGAUUCACAUGUUCAUCAAUUUAUCUCUUGUGAAGCUAGAAGUUGCACGUUUUGGAAUAAACUAAUUCAUAAUGAAGUCAUUUUAACUUUAAACCAUCAUAUCUGGCAAAAAACGAGUCCUCUCUCCAUACUAAUGCUUUGUCCAGUGAAAGGUUUUUGUAUUUUUCUGCAUGUGUUGUUUUAAACAGCUAGAGGAAUCAUGAUGUUUGCCUGUGUUCCCAUGCCAACACUUCGAGCCAUGCUGUCCAAGAAUCUGCAUCCUCAACAAUAUGGGCGAGUUUUUGGGCUGCUACAGCUGGUUCUGGCUGUGACUGAUCUCUUGUCUAAUGUCUUUUUCACCUCGAUUUACCCACUUACUCUCGGCUGGUUCAGUGGCUUCUGCUUCCUCCUCUCCUGUGUCAUUAGUUACAUCAGUGCCGUCCCUAUCAUUUAUCGAAGUGGCAGAGACUUGAGACUUGGAUCCAUCUGUGAUGAUGAACACUUACAUUGAAAUGUGUCUGUUCUUAUUUUGAUUCAGUACUAUGGAGCUGCAAAAGCAUUGCAUUCCCUGCAUUGCCCACAAAACCUUCAUGUUCUCUCGCAAAAGUGUUGAAUUCCCAGAGGACAUUUUUAAGCUUUUGUUUUUGCUCGCAAAACCUUUGCAAGAGAAUCUGAAACUCUGGCAAAAGAACACAACAUUUUUGCAAGCGAAAGCAAAGUUUCUCAAGGUAACGCAAGAGAUUUGCACGCAAAUGCAAAAGCAUGGAUUUUUUUCCUUCUCUGACUAACUUUCCUUUAAGGACUCUGUAUAUUUCUAUCAGAUAUAUUCAUAUAACUAUAUCUAUUGUCUGAUUUCCACUAACUAAUGCAUAACAUAAAAUUUGAUUGCACUAAUACAAAGUGCAAUACAUAAUAAUAUGACAUCAAAGAAUUGAUGAAAGAACUAAUGAAAGUAUGAUAUAAAAGUCUGUCCAGCUUUCUUGCAGGAGACAUAGUUGGGUAAAAUAGGUUUUGUUUAUGGUGGAAAUAGCUUUCGGUCUUAAAAUAUUAUUAGCAUUUUAGGACUGGACACAUGAAGUGUCAAAUGUUUUUAGCAGCUCUGCAUAUGGUUUCUACUGUUACAGUGAUUAAUCUGUGUUUCUUGUAUGUGUUAUUUUUA